Oryzias latipes (Japanese medaka) is the source of this 1792-nucleotide messenger RNA. RefSeq names its product cyclic GMP-AMP synthase a (gene cgasa). The record is from RefSeq and is a predicted model, not a curated record. Gene Ontology annotation, cellular component: cytosol; nucleus; site of double-strand break. Gene Ontology annotation, molecular function: double-stranded DNA binding; chromatin binding; 2',3'-cyclic GMP-AMP synthase activity. Gene Ontology annotation, biological process: paracrine signaling; DNA damage response; cellular response to exogenous dsRNA. Lineage: Eukaryota; Metazoa; Chordata; Actinopteri; Beloniformes; Adrianichthyidae.
AGAUGGUGCUGCUGCUCUAAUUAAAAAACAUAAAAAAAGGGGAGGGGAAAGGGAAAUGUGAGUCAAAAGACAUUUGACCGCGCUUAUUUAGUUCAAUUCAUCAUGAGUGUUAGAGGAAGACCGUGUAAGACCAACAGUCCAGACUCUUCAGAACCUGAGACGAAGACUAGGCAGAAGCAGGCCCCUCAGCCAAGAUGUUCUGCAGCGGAGAAGACCAACGGAACCAGAAGAAGAGCAAACAAACAGGAUCAGCAAAAGGAAAAGCAGCAGGAGAAGUCAUGUGUGGAGAUGAGGGCAAAAAACGCAGACUGUGUCGCAGAGGAAGCGGGAAACCCUACAGCAGGCAGCGCGGUCCAAAUCUGUCAGGCCACAACUAAAACCACUAAAAAGUCUGCAAAGCCUAAGCAGGAAGACCAUAACUCUGUUGAAGGUAAAAAGAAGAGCCCGGAAAUGAAGAAACCCAACAGGAUCAAAAGCCCAGAAAGACCCAGAGAGGAAACCGUAAAAAAGAAGGGAGACUCCAUCCUCAAGGAAACCGUAAAAAAGAAGGACGACGUCAUCCUCAAGGAAACCCUGAAAAUCCUGAAGAUAAAAAUGGAAGAGAGAUCCAACGUGGCAAAAGAAAUCAAUGACAUAAAAAAGCACCUAACAAAUCAUUUAAAAGAGAAAACCCAGCUGUUUAAGGAAGUUCAGGAACCACUGAAUACCGGGAGCUACUAUGAAAACCUGAAGAUUUCUAAUCCUGACGAGUUCGACGUCAUGCUGCCCCUGCUGGUGGAAAGAGCCAAACCUGAACCGUUUAAGGAGGAUGGAGCCUUUUAUAAAGUGGCUCUACAACGUGAAAACAACCCGCUGAAGGACUUACAGAAGGAUGGCUUUCUACCUGCAAGCCAAAUACUGGCCGAGUUCAGGAAGGAGGUGAAGAAACUCCUGAAGAAUGUUGAAGAAUGGAAGAUGGUACAAGCCAAACCAGGCUGCCCUGCUGUGACCCUGACCAAAACAGUUGGGUCCAUCCCAGUUUCCCUUGACUUGGUCCUCUGCCUUCAGGUCAAAUCCAGCUGGCCGCCUUUCACUACUGACGGCUUUAAGAUAGAGGGGUGGCUUGGGGCAAAAACAAAACAGGAACACAAACGAAAACCCUAUUAUCUUGUCCCAAAAUAUGAAGGAAAGGGUUCUGUGGAACACAAUGGGGUUGCAAGUAAAGACGCCUGGCGGAUUUCCUUCUCACACAUCGAAAAAGAGAUCCUGAAGAACCACGGAUCGGCGAAGACAUGCUGCGAAAGAGGUGGAGAAAACUGCUGCAGGAAAGACUGUCUGAAGCUCCUGAAACAUCUUUUGCAUCUCCUGAAAGAGCACGACCCUUCCCUGAAGGAUGUCUGUUCCUAUCACGCCAAGACAACGCUACUGCACGCCUGCUGCGCCCGCAACAAAGACGACGACUGGAAAGCCUCAGAGCUCCUUGGCUGCUUUAAGCAACUCCUGCUGGACUUUCAAGGCCACCUGGAAGCUGGGAAGCUCCAGAACUUCUUUGUUCCCGGCCAAAACCUGCUUUCCGGCAUAACAAAGAAAACUUUAAAUGACCUUGCCAAGCAGAUAGAGGAGCAACUAUUGAACGGGUUUCCAAUUUUUGCCGCAGGGCUUUAAAUGAAGUCAAUCAAGUUUUGUUUUCAGCACUACAUUUAGUGUUCAAAGUUCAUGUAAACAUUUAAACAUGUAAAAGGAUAAAAUGAAAUAAAACUUUUGUGUAAAAGCUUUUCAUUGCUGUACAUUAAAAUUCAAAGUCCCACUCUGA